AUGUGCUUCUACACCCCUACCCCCAGAAAGCCCCCCAACGGCAACUCCAGCACAACCCGCUCCUCCAAACGCUCCCAUGCCACCUCCUCCACCCGCUCCUCCCCGCAAAUCCACAUCCACUCCCCCCUCCCUCACCCCACCACCUCUCCCCUCCCCGCACACCUCUACACCCGUCCCACCGCGCCAACAUGGACGUUCCCCGCCCCCACCACCACCGCCACCGCUACUCCCCAGCCGAAUGAGGGCGGAUGGGCGAAUAUAUACCUUCCCCCCACCACCACUCCGGCCUUGCAGGAGACGGGGAGGAGGAGGUCUUCAGUGCUGGUUGCGGAGAUUGAAGCGAUUAGGAGGUUGGCGAGGCGGGUGGGGGAUGCGGCGAGGAGGGGGAGUACGUCGAGUUUUCGACGCGAGAGGAGGGGGUCCACGUCAUCUUUGAGGAGGGAGAAGGAAAGGGAGAAGGAAAGGGAGAAGGAGAGGGAAAAGGAGAGGGAGAAGGAAAGAGAGAAGGAGAAGGAUAGGGAGCGCGAUAGAGAGCGCGAGAGAGAAAGAGAAAGAGCAAGAGAGGACGCUAGGAGAGGAGAGAAAGUGAUAGACGAAGAAGCAAGAAGACUAGCCCUAAGGAACGGAGAAGCAGUCCGCGAGCUAGUCCACGAGCGCGACCGCGAAACUCGCCGUCUCGGCGCCAGCACUUCCAACGGCCUCGGCUUCCUCAAUAACCACAACAACAACAACGGCGGCGGCGGGGGACCUUACCAAGACGCCUCAUACCGCCAAAGCACACCCUACAUUCAAUGGAGCGGCUCUCACCACCACGGCGGCGGAGGAGGAGGGGGGUCUCUGAACGGACUCCCCGGCCGCGGAGGCAGCUUCGAAGUCCCUCACCAGGGCCAGGGAAGUAAUCAUAUACACGUUCAUACGGCGCCGUUGGUGCAGGGACCGUCGAUUAGUACGCCGUCGCUUGGUGGGGGGUAUGCGGCUGCGGGGAUGGGGGAGGGGGGACACUAG
Molecule: messenger RNA, 1005 nt
Organism: Pseudogymnoascus verrucosus
Lineage: Eukaryota; Fungi; Ascomycota; Leotiomycetes; Thelebolales; Thelebolaceae
Exons: 3
Coding region: 1-1005 (334 amino acids)
Source: RefSeq, a predicted model, not a curated record